AAGUAAUUAAGUUAUUCCACUUCAUCAUAAGGAGAGGAAUUAUGUUAGAAAUUUUUUCACUCUAUAAGGAAACUUAACUAGUGGUGGGGAAAAUGUUGUGCCAGAGGCUGCCAAGGAAGUUUUCUUCCUUAUGGUCUGCAGUUGCUCAUGUCAUGACUUCAUGCCUUCUUGCACAGAAAACCAUAUUCAAAAUGUGAAAGUUGCCUUUAAUAUGUGGUCUCAUAUGCGCUGGGUUAACCUUUCAGCUCUUAUAUCAGUAAGUUUUCUCAAUGCAUUACUAACUUACUUCCAUGACAUGUGUUCUUCCUUUUCGUUUUAAGUGUUACACAGUUUUCAUUUUAGAAUCGUAGCAUUGGGAUUGAAGAAGAUAAUUCAACCAGUAUCAACAAUGAAAUACAUGCAUGCCAAGAUUGCUGGGUUUUGUCAUGAUGAAAUUAGUAAUUGCCAGUUAAAUAUUAUGAAGAGUUUGCUGUUGUAGGCUUGCAUUGAUUAGCCAAGUAGCGCUGUUGUAGGUCUUUAGUCUUGAUUUCAGCAUUCUCAUGCUUCAAGUAGUGCUGAAUGGUGAUUCAGGUAACAAUUGAGUUGUAUUUGAGUGACUGUUUUAAUUAUCAACACCUUGUUUCUUGAUUAUUCUUUUGAUUCUUCACUUAAAAGGAGUGUAACUACUAGCGUCAGUGCUAUGUGAUGUUCAUUCUUGUUGUUUAUGAGCAUAGCAUGUGUGAGAAAGAAGAGAUAAUCAUUGCUGAGAGACCCUUUUCCUUUCUGUUCUCUGUCUGAGUGGGGAUUGUUCAAAUGCACAGGCUCAGGCUUGUAGACAAAGCUACUCUAUCUGUAUCGCUUCAACGUAGAGGUAAUAUUCAUCAUUCCAUUAGCGUCAAAUUGGCAGAAUAAAGGUUUUGUUAUACUUUCACUUUACUGGGCCAAGCUGUGGUGUAGCUAGAGUCCCUAAAAUUUUAUUAUGUUUCUGAUGCCCUUUGACACCUGAUUGGCAUUUUCUCAGGAAAUAUUGCGUUGUUUCCUUCAGCUUUUCAUGACAAUGUAUGGUAUUGAAUGUGAUUUACGCUUUCUACCUUCAAGAGGUACUUUGUAAUUUUGCCUGUUUUGAUUGGCAAAUGAUUCUAACUUUCUCAUCAACAGCGAAAGAAAUUAGCUCUUAAUCCAACUCUUUGUAUGCCAUGGGAUCAUUCUGCCCUAUGAUUUAUGUUU
Messenger RNA from Rubroshorea leprosula, 1206 nucleotides. The record is from the annotation of a GenBank genome assembly. NCBI's taxonomy places the organism in Eukaryota, Viridiplantae, Streptophyta, Magnoliopsida, Malvales, Dipterocarpaceae.